Molecule: messenger RNA, 1621 nt
Organism: Acipenser ruthenus (sterlet)
Lineage: Eukaryota; Metazoa; Chordata; Actinopteri; Acipenseriformes; Acipenseridae
Product: kinetochore protein Spc24-like
Exons: 6
Coding region: 375-977 (200 amino acids)
Source: RefSeq, a predicted model, not a curated record
UACCGUAGCCGCCUGAUUUAUUUAAACAAACUCCUAUUGAGAUAAUUAUUCCCGUACUUUAUUUUAAAACACGAUAACAUUAAUUAAGUCAUGUAUUUAUAUUUGUGGCCAAUUAUAGUUUUUUUUAAUCGUGCUAAAGCACAAAUGAAAAUAGUUUUUUAUUUUUUUUCUUCAGGCAGUUUGUGUGGACACGUCUGUUUAGGGCGCGCUGGAGCGAAGGAUUUUGAACUUUGGAAAAAAAAAUAAUUUUAGAGAGUUUUUAUUUUGAACAGUCUUGAAAGAAUCGCCUUUAUUCCGUAUUUUAUCACAACCCUUCCUGUAGGUAAUUAUUCUUAACUACAAUACGACUGUGUUUAAGGCGAGGUGUUUCUGAGAUGGCGUCUCUAGAUGAAGGGCUUCAGGCGCUGGAGGAGGUGCACGGAGCUCUGGUCAACAUCAUUUCCAGCGACUCGGCUGAGAUGCUGAGGAAAGCCGUGGAUAAACAGCGCCUGAUCUGGGAACAUUUCUACCAGACAGAGAAGACCGCGUCGCAGCUCGUGUCUGAGCUGAUGCAGACGGAGGAGCGCGUUGCUCAGAAGGUGCUGGAUGCCGAGCAGCAGAAGAACCGGGGUCUGGGAGAGCUGGAGAGACUGGAGAAGGAGCUGUGGGGGGCAGCGUCUCGCAACAACAAACUCGGGGCGGAAGUGGACUUUCUCCAGAAGGAGCUGGAAGCUUUGAAAGAGACGGAGAAGGAGAUGCAGCACCUCCAGGAAGAGAUCGACGAAGACACCACCGUGGUGAUCCCGUCCGCAGUGUACAAGGCACAGCUUUACCACAAUGUGACAAAGAUCAAGUGGGAUCACGGGGCUGAGCCUCACAUUCUCAGAGGAGUUCACUAUGGAGCCGACAUUGCAACCCCUAUCAACUUUGACACCACCCAGCAGUCGGAGACCUUCGUCAGCAAUUACCUGUGGAGUUUAGUCAGCACGGAGUGGUAGAGGGAGAGGAGAGGAAGGGGAGAGGGAGGGGAGAGAGAGAGGGAGGGAGGAAGGGGAGAGGGAGGAAGGAAGGAAGGAAGGGGAGAGAGAGAGGGAGGGAGGGUGAGGUGGGAAGAGGGUACUGCUUUCAUGAUCUAAUAGAUAUAUGUGUUUGUUUUGUGGUGUUACGUUUUUUAAUAUAUAUGUUUGUUUAAAUAAAGUUUAAGGUUUGUGUCCUCCGAAUCGUUCUGUGCGUAGUUGUAUUUCUUUAGCGAAGCAUUCCUGUUGAGGGGAACUCGAGACCCAUGCAAGGUCACCAGCAUCUGAAACGAGAUCCACCCUGCAAUAAUUCAACUCCCUCAAAUACAGAAACGAGACGUCUGGGAAAAAUAAGUGUUCACUGGAAAAAUGAUCUUGCAAUAAAACAAACAUUUUAAUGUAUUUUUAUUUUAUUUUUUUACAAUUUAAGGAGCCAUUUCAUUUAAUUUUUUUUUUUUUUUUUAACCUGUUGUAAACUCCAGAUUCUUUAACCAACAAAAUACUUUUUGAAGCAACUGCUUGCCCAAGCACGGUGGGGAAGAGUGAAAAAAAACUCCCCCAAAAAAAGGUCCACAGUUUGUAAAAAGUUAUUUAAAUAAACUGCAUGCUGAUUAGACCAAAAAAAA